Messenger RNA from Sorghum bicolor (sorghum), 3076 nucleotides. Its product is annotated as probable inactive receptor kinase At5g58300. Lineage: Eukaryota; Viridiplantae; Streptophyta; Magnoliopsida; Poales; Poaceae. The coding region runs from base 753 to 2654 and encodes 633 amino acids. The transcript has 3 exons. Gene Ontology annotation, biological process: protein phosphorylation. The record is from RefSeq and is a predicted model, not a curated record. Gene Ontology annotation, molecular function: protein binding; protein kinase activity; ATP binding.
CGAACACACUUGUCUUAAAUGCACACCAAGUUUGCACACACAGACACACAGGCGCGCGCGCAUCCGCACCAGCACCAGCACCACGACGCGUUCCUCCCGAGUCCCGCCGUCCCGCGCCAUCACAUCAGCAUCACUGGCCGCCUGCGUCCGCUCGCAACUGCAGCGGAGAGGGAAGGAGGCGCAGAGGCCAGGCGGGGCGGGGAGAAACCGAGAAAGCCACAGCAGCGCAGCUGCCUUGCCACGCUCUCGCGCCCGUGAAGCGGGGGGUGACGUGACGACUGAGGAGGCGGUGGGCGGCGGUGGUCCAGCCACCGCGGGGUUACGGCGGCGGGGCGCGGGCGAAUGCCGGCCGUCUCAACGGCGGAUCGGCCUGUGUCCCCCCCUUGGAGCGAUUCCUGGCGCCGUUGGCCCUAGGCGGUGACUGCGAGGUCCGAUCCUGAGGCGGGCGGCGACUCCGAGAGCGCGGGCGGCCAGGUGCCCACUGCCCAGUCUUGGUGACGCCGCGAGAAGGUCGGAAAUUCUCUCCUUCCCGGCGUCGUCAUCCCCGUUGGUUUCCCUUUAACUCCGCCCUGGGUCGCCGGUCGACGCCGAGCCGAGCGGAGGCGCGCGCCGCGGGAGGGAACCAAAGCUCGCCUCCGCCUCCGGGAUUCCAACCUGGGAUGGCUUUCUUGCAACUUGCGAGGAGUGAUGCACAUGCACUGAUGAGGACUGUUGGAUUAUAACUGGUUUCUUCUUCCAGCCCAUCCCAACAAAUGUGGCAUCUCAAGCUGAUAGCUUUUCUUUAUGGCUCUCUUUUCUUUAUGCACCUUCCAUAUGCUAGAGGUUCUGACCUAAACACCGAUAAGCAGGCCCUUCUUGCAUUUGCUGCAUCACUGCCUCAUGGCAGAAAGGUCAACUGGACCUCCACAACCCAAGUCUGCACAUCCUGGGUUGGCAUUACAUGCACACUGGAUGGGACACGUGUGCGGGAAGUCCGACUACCUGCAAUAGGGCUUUUUGGUCCUAUCCCAUCGGGCACACUUGGCAAGCUUGAUGCCUUGGAGGUGUUGAGCCUUAGGUCAAACCGUCUUACUAUUAAUCUCCCUCCUGAUGUACCAUCUAUUCCCUCGUUGCGUUCUCUUUAUCUUCAACACAAUAACCUGUCCGGAAUUAUACCAAGUUCACUAUCUUCCAGUCUAACAUUCUUAGACCUGUCCUAUAACUCAUUCAAUGGAGAAAUACCAUCGGAGGUGCAAGCCAUCACUGAACUGACAGCAUUGCUUCUCCAGAACAACUCUCUUUCUGGACCCAUCCCUGACCUUCGCCUCCCCAAGUUGAGACAUUUGGAUUUGAGCAACAAUAACCUGAGUGGACCUAUACCACCCUCCCUGCAGAAGUUCCCAGCUACUUCUUUUCUGGGAAAUGCCUUUCUGUGUGGAUUUCCAUUGGAACCAUGUCCAGGGACACCAGCUCCUUCUCCGUCGCCUCCAUCGCCCCAAAAUGGCAAAAGAAGCUUCUGGAAAAAACUCAGCCGUGGUGUCAAAAUUGCAAUAGCUGCUGGAGGAGGGGCUGUAUUAUUAAUUUUGAUCCUCAUCCUCUUGGUAUGCAUCUUCAAAAGAAAGAGAGAUGCAGAGCAUGGCGCAGCAUCAUCUUCAUCCAAAGGAAAGUCUAUUGCAGGUGGAAGGGGAGAAAAAUCCAAGGGGGAAUACAGCAGUGGUGUUCAAGAAGCGGAGAGAAACAAACUGUUUUUCUUUGAGGGAUGUUCAUAUAAUUUUGACUUGGAGGAUCUGUUGAGGGCUUCGGCUGAAGUUCUUGGAAAAGGAAGUUAUGGGACUACCUACAAAGCUGUUCUGGAGGAUGGAACAACAGUGGUGGUCAAGAGGUUGAAGGAAGUGGUGGCGGGAAAGAGGGAAUUUGAACAACAGAUGGAGCUAAUUGGCAAGGUUUGCCAGCAUCAGAACACUGUCCCAUUGCGUGCUUACUACUACUCCAAGGACGAGAAGCUCUUGGUGUAUGACUAUGUCCCAUUAGGUAGCCUUUGUGCUGCUUUGCAUGGGAAUAAAGCUGCUGGAAGAACCCCAUUGGACUGGGAGACCCGAGUGAAAAUAGCUCUGGGCGCUGCACGCGGGAUGGCUUAUCUUCACGCUGAGGGUGGCGGGAAGUUCAUUCACGGGAACAUCAAGUCAAGUAACAUCCUUAUCUCACAGGAACUCAGCGCCUGCGUCACUGAGUUCGGCCUUGCCCAGCUCAUGGCCACGCCCCACGUCCACCCACGGCUCAUCGGGUACCGCUCACCCGAGGUCCUCGAGACGAGGAAACCGACGCAGAAAUCCGACGUCUACAGCUUCGGCGUCCUCCUCCUCGAGAUGCUCACGGGUAAAGCCCCUCUCAGGUCCCCCGGGCGUGAUGAUUCCAUCGAGCACCUCCCCAGGUGGGUGCAGUCCGUGGUCCGGGAAGAGUGGACGUCGGAGGUUUUCGACGUCGACUUGCUAAGGCACCCGAACGUCGAGGACGAGAUGGUCCAGAUGCUCCAUGUCGCGAUGGCAUGCGUUGCAGUUGUCCCCGACGAGCGGCCUCGGAUGGAGGAGGUGGUCAGCAGGAUCGAGGAGAUCCGGAGCUCCUACUCGGAGACGAAGACGUCCCCGGAGGACAAUCCCAGGGAGGGCGCUUUCUAAAUCACUGAUGAGUAGCAAGCAGCACAUCAGUAACAAUCCAUUGCCAUCUACAGAAAGUAGUUUUGACAGCUCUGUGUUCAGUGUGUGUCCAGUGAAGCUUUGCAGUCAGUUGUUUCCUGAUCAUUCUUUGGUAAUCUUUUUUUCCUGUUCUUGGUUCCAUGAUGCUAGCCCUGGAACCCUGGUGGGGGUCUCAUUUCAUUAAUUAGCUCUGCUGAUUAUCGUAGGGUGUUAUUUGUCGAUCGUGCCAGGCAGCCCAAUAACUCUUUCAAGUUUGAUUUAUUGAAUGGGCAUAUGUUUUUGCCACUUUCCUGUGCCUUAUAUACACCCUAAUUGUUGAAUCAUGAGUCAUGAUUAUGCUAUUCACUUUCCGAACAUCUUAAUCUCUUGUAGAUAGGUGCAUGAUUCACUUUGAGUUCACACUU